Drosophila kikkawai is the source of this 1260-nucleotide messenger RNA. It is a transcript of the gene Nup43, whose product is annotated as Nucleoporin 43kD. Lineage: Eukaryota; Metazoa; Arthropoda; Insecta; Diptera; Drosophilidae. The record is from RefSeq and is a predicted model, not a curated record. Gene Ontology annotation, molecular function: protein binding. Gene Ontology annotation, cellular component: nuclear pore outer ring.
AGGGGAAUAUCCGCUUAUAUUCCAACGAAUUUCUAACACUGCCGGCAAACACAUUUAUUAAACAAUUUUAAUUUAACUUGUUUAUGUUUUAUAUUCCACAAUCGCAUAACACCGCAUAAUUAUGUCCUCGGCUGUGGUAUCCACACACUAUAUAUCCGAGAAGGUGGCCCGCGUGCGCUGGCUGCCGGAAGCCCUGCAGCAGAGCGAGCGGUUCGUGACCGGCAGUUGGGACAUGGACAAGAAUUUCGUCCGGCUCUGGAAACUACAGUCGAACCAGCAUGUCAGCGCCACGGGUGGUGAUGAUGUGGAACAGAUACCCCGCUGCAUGGACAAGGUGGCGAUGGAGGAUGAUGUGACCGCCGUGGAGUUUGUGGACAACAACACGCUGGCUGUGAGCUGUGCUGAUGGUCAUCUCAGUUUAAUGAACGUGCAGCGAGCGGUGGAGGAGGAUCAGGUGCAGCGCGUUGCUCGAAGCGGCCAACUGCACUGCUUCCAGCGCAGCCAGGAGCCAGCUCCUUGCACCGACAUUGCCAUCUACGGCACGGAUAUUGCUACCACCGGCGAGGAUGGAUGCGUAAACAUCGUCUCCGCCGAAAAUAUCCGUCUGGUGAAGCGCACCAUAGAGGCGGACAGCAUGGCAUUGUUCUCGCUGUGUUACGUUAGCCAGCAGGAGCUGGUUGCUGCCAACCGCAUGGGAGUAGUACGUAUGUUGGACGCCCGUCUAGCCACAGAGGCGCAACCCAACAUCGGCCUCAUGCUGCCCUGCCGAGAUGACAAGUCCUCGAACUUUGUCUCAUCGAUCACCACACAUCCCAGCCAACAACACAUACUGCUGUGCGGCAGCGAGGAGGGUACAAUAACGGUGUGGGAUCUGCGCAACCUGGAAUACCCAGCAUCCUAUAUUAGUGCCCACGACAGUCCCGUCAAUGAGAUUGGCUUCCAUCGCCAGGACACCACCAAGCUAUUCACCGCUUCCGAAACGGGAGAGGUGUGGAUGUGGUCUGAGAACCGGGCCUACGGAGGCGAUGCCAACUGGAAGGAUGGGAACAGCCCCUGGUUGAGCGGCGACCGGGUUCGUGCGCUGAUCAAUGUGGAGGGCGUCAUCACCGGCACUCGCAAGGCUAUGAAUUCCUUUGAUGUCCAUGGCAGUCGUUUGGUCUGCGGUGGAGACACUGAAGCCGUUUACAUAGUCGAUAAUAUCGCCUGAAUGGAAUACGUUUUGUAAAUUAUUUUCGUACAAUAUAUUAGAACUGGCCGUUA